CAUCGUACCAGACUCGGUGGAGCAGACCGAUCUCAGCAACCCUGAAAAGGCACGGAGAUUUAGAUAUACAUUUGACGAGAGCGCAAAGGCCAACGCCGGAUGGAGGACUGAGGAGCUAUGGCCUUAGAAGCGCUGCGAAUAGGUGUUUAUGAGUACGCAUGAACGGACAAUCGAAAACAAAUUGGCAACCGAAUGUUCGAAACAAUACCACAGAGUUCCCUGAUGUUAUUCGAUUCCUUCGUAGGGCCGAGUGUAUGCAUUGUUGUUGUGUAACUCGUUUGUCGCAGCGACCCUUGCUCGCUGCACAUGCAUGGUUUCGAUGCAGUCUUCCCCACAACGUGGCUCAGGUCGGCGACCACGACCGUGGCCCUUGUUGGUUUGAACAGUCGCCUAAAGGUUGCAAAUUUGUUGAGCGUGCUUCAAAUCGGAACGUGGGAUUUUCUGGCUCAACAUUAGUUCCAUCGAACAAGCUGCUCGCUGCACAUUUCUUCGUGUUCAAGUACGUUGGAUCAGACUUGGACGCGAGUUUCGUGAGUCACAGCGUUCUGGUCUGACGACAUCAGAAAAGCAGAGGUGCGAAACGAAACGUGUGUUGAGCAGGCCCCUUAUCCGCAUACUAUUUCUGUCGCGUGGUUACCCCAACGGGAAAUCGAUGCGUAAAGAAUCGUCGGCAGCCUAGGAUGAUCCCGGAACGCUAAUCUAAAUAAUGCUACGUGUGUUAACGUUCACGCUACAGCUGUUUGUGUGGUAAACUUCGACAGUUGGAGAUCCACUGGCAUUG
Molecule: messenger RNA, 781 nt
Organism: Alternaria alternata
Lineage: Eukaryota; Fungi; Ascomycota; Dothideomycetes; Pleosporales; Pleosporaceae
Exons: 1
Coding region: 159-554 (131 amino acids)
Source: RefSeq, a predicted model, not a curated record